GAGAGUUCUGUUCUUUCACUGCUCCAUCCGGGAACUCUCCGAAUUAACGCUGACAACCGCAGCGCAACUUUCCCCCAAGCAAAGUGAAAUCAGGCCGCGCACUCGGACAAAAUAUAGUCCCGCAUUUUUCAACUCAAAGUCGCACAAAUAAACCUGUUUGUUCCGACCAGCUCGGAUACGCCUUCGCGGGAUCGUUUUUGGAGCGGAUCUAUCCGAGUGCUGAAUCUUUCGCUCGUCUUUGGAGCACUUUUGUUUACACUGGCGGGUGACGAGUCUCACGGCCGGUGAAGAAGCGACAACUUGCUUGCAGCCUGAGUAGUUCUUGAGACUGUUAUUGUUGCUUUUCAAAAUAUUUGAAUCACGCCGCAAAUAACGCGGAUCGAGUCGAAAGUGGAGGAAAAGUGCUUCUGAAGUGGGAACAUGGAGCUGCAAGGCCUUCAAGAGUCACUGAAAGUAGAAGUCCAUUGUCAUCAGAAGCUCACCGUUAGAAGUUGUCCUGUGGGGACGGCCGCCAAACCCCUCGCCCUCAUCAAGCAGCCCAGCCAGAGCAUCGCCAUCUCUGUGGUGCCGGCAAAGACUCCUGUUUCCAUGGUGACGGCACACAUUAACGGACAAAAGGCGUUGAGUUCUGAGACGCUUCAGAUGUCCCCGAUCAACCUCCAAACACCCGCCGGACAGAGCAUCAGCCGCUCACAGAUGUUGGGAGCACUCACAGCAAUUCCUAUCAAGGUGCCUCACGUCAGCUCACUACAGCGGCUCGCCGGACACUCACCCAGUGUGCUACCUCAGGUCAGGCCAAAGACCCUCAUUCCAGACAGCCUUCCUCUCAGCCCAUGCAGCGAGUUGCAGCAGUCGGGUCAGACACGGAGUAUGUCGCAGGGCAGAGCUGUGGUCAGUCCCAAGAGCCAGGGUGCAUCUCUGCCCACUGCCAACAGCACCGUCAGCCACAACAGACUGUCCAACGGGCAGGAGGACAGUUCCUCAAUGCCCCUGCCCAUGCCAGGUGCUUCCAGCACCUCCGCCAGUGCUGGUGUGACGUUCGCCAUCAUCUCAGCGGCCUCACCUGUUGCUCACGGGGUGUCAGGAGCAAUUAAAGUUAAACCGCUGAUCUUCAGUCCAGACAGCAAGGUCAUUAUCAUUCAGCCACAGAUUCCCAGUAACUCCAAAAGUUCACCAGCCUCACAGACUGACAGUCCUGUAAAGGAGCCAAGACCUGAUCCCUCGACUCUAGCCAAAAAGGAGGAGGAUCCAGAGAAAAUUGACUUCAUGGUUGCUCUUGGUCUGGUAACUACAGAACAUCUGGAGGAGAUCCAGAGUAAAAGACAUGAGAGGAAAAGACGCAGUACAGCAAAUCCAGCAUACAGCGGACUGUUUGAACCAGAGCGUAAACGACUUGCAGCAAAUUACCUAAAUGGUGCUAUUUUUCUGUCAGCAAGAGACUCUGACGAGCUGUGCUGGAAGGAGGAGUUGCAACAUGAUGAUCACUGUGCAGUGUGUAAGCAGGAAGGUGAUCUUCAGCCCUGUCACACCUGCACUCGUGCAUACCACCCCGACUGCCUGAACUCACCUCUCAAAACUGCCACCAGGGGCAUGUGGAUGUGCCCCAAGUGCCACAAGAAAAUUUUGAACAAAGAGAACUUGUCUUGGCCACAGAAUUUCAUCCAGUCGUACGUCACACAUAAAACAGUGCGAGAGGAAGAACGCCGGAAGCUCAUGAGGAGGAACACUGAACUGAAGAAAGAGUGUGAACAUCUGAGUGAACAGGACCAGAAACUCUGCAAAUUUCUCUCUAAGUGUAUGGAGCAUAAGGAGCAUCUGUUGGGUCAACAGCGAAACACUCAAGCAUCUCUGGAGCGUCUCAAGACUCUGAUCCGACUCAUCCAGCGAGAUCACAUGAUCCAAGUGACCAUGACGGCUACCACCACCAGAGCAUCACUGCUUUCACUGCCCUGGAUCAAAGCCACUGGCAGCAGCACCAGCACCACAGCGUCUCCCGCAGGACCUUCCGCAGUACUGCAUAAAAACAUACUGCAGCCACACGACAACAACUGACGACUGUCCCGACAGCUCGCUAACAGCUCGCUGAACACAUUCAUACAGAGACACAGAUGGUGAUAUCGAACCAACGUUGGGUUUUUUGCUUACUGUAAUGUCUUACAGAUAAAAAAAGGGAAAAAAAUGAAAUUACAAGCAUCACUUGAUUCAUAAGUAUUUUUUAAAGGCAACACACACACAGUGCUCACAAGAUUUUUUUUACUUACUGAUUUUUUUUAUUUAUUAUUUUUCUUGGCCUUAAUGUAUUUACGAUUAGGUUACGAUGCCGUUGCAAAUAUAUGAAAUAAGCAUUCUAUAUAGCUAGAGACAUUUGGUUUUACGCUUUGCAUUUUUUACUGGGGUUUUGAUGUCUGUGGGGAUGGGAUAAUCGUUCGCAAAUAGUGAUUGAGAAUUUUAGUGUAGUUGUAGUUGAAGUGACUUAUGAAACGGAGACCACUGUACAUUGAUAUAUCCAAAUAGAUUGUUUCAAUUUUUGCCAUAUUAAUUCAGGUGAAAGUGAAACAAGGAAUUGUUUUUAUUGUGUGUGUAUUAAUGAGCAUACAAACAACAACAACAACAACAUUCUCAGUAUUAAUAGAGAGGAAAGAACUAAUUAUUUAAGAUAACGACAGAAUUUAGCCUUUGUAGUGAAGAAUUUAGUAUUUUCAUGCCGAAGCCUGUUAAUAAGUUCAAACAAGUAUUGGACAGAGGGAUCACUGUAUUCAUAUUAUCUUUUUAAAAUUUAAUCUGGGUUGUCCCAACAACAAAAAAGAAAAUACCAGUUAAGUUUGAGUGCCUGAUCCCAUCAUUCAUAAAUAUGCCAAAAACCCUAAACAUUUUUGUACCGUUAAUGUUAUAAUCUUUUAAUCUCAUAUUGCUCUAAUGUUUGUGCUUUAACUUUUCACUAAAGUGUUAUACGUUU
Molecule: messenger RNA, 2956 nt
Organism: Myxocyprinus asiaticus (Chinese sucker)
Lineage: Eukaryota; Metazoa; Chordata; Actinopteri; Cypriniformes; Catostomidae
Product: PHD finger protein 21B-like
Exons: 13
Coding region: 421-2052 (543 amino acids)
Source: RefSeq, a predicted model, not a curated record